AGUUAUACAUAUAGUUGAACAAUUAUUAUUAUAUGCAUAGCCAUCGCACACUUUUCCUUCUGCGGGGUGUAAGAAAAUGCCAAUUUUUUUCUUUUUGACCGGAACAACUGGCAGCUGCAGGACGACGACAAAUUCCAGUGCGACUGACGUAUCGACGCCGACGCAUAAUUGUGCCUAGGCAGUUGCAGACCAUGCACAACAAAUACUCGGGGCUUCUUCUACACCAGCUUCGCCGAGCUGCAGCAGUGCCGUGUUGAGCUGCCUGCCUGUAUGUUGUGUUACUAGCCAGUCGUAAAUCGGGCAGAAACAGGGCCAGCAGAGCAAGGAGCAUGCCCCGAAGCCGACGACAGCGCGGAAAAAAGUCCUCUCCCACGCUUGUUUCGCCUGAUGGUGAGAGAGAAAAGCGAGAUGCAGAUGCGGAGACGGAGAGCUUGUUGCCGGGGUUGGUGGCGGACCAGAGGAGAUCGCCUUUUGCAUUAGACGAGAAUCGUGAAGAAUCUUGUAUUAAGGGUCUGGGAAAUGAUGAUGGUCGUGAUCCAACAUCUUAAUUAGAGUCAUCUUUUGGGUCUCUUUUCAUCCUUCUUAUUUUAUUCAUCAUCUGGUUCCCUUCUCCUUCUUGUGGAAAGAGAAAAACCACAUGGAUUCCUGGGAUGGAUUUAUUCCUACGCAGCCACUAAUUCUACAAGUGCUUGCGCGAAGAUAUCUUUCGGCGUUGCGGUUGUUUCUGGCGUGAUUCUCGUAAGGCUGAUCCUACUUGGGCAGUCGGAUGGCCGCGACAGUUUUUUUGAGUUGUUCUACUCGAACGACACAGUUAGGAUGGAGGAAAUCCAAGUUUUUGUUUCUUUAAUCCCAGAGAACGAUUAUAAAAUAUAUUGUAGUUAUGACACUUUGUCUGAAGAAAGGAAAUUGUUAAAAUGUUUGACAAGAUCAAAGUCAUCCGUUUCGAUCUGAACUCUCUAAAAAUGCCGACAUAGGGUGGGGAAUUUUGGAAAGCGUCAAACUUCUUGCGGCGUAUGCUGGCAACGUGACUGCUUCAUGGAUAGUCCCAUGGUGCACAAAUGACGCAGGCUGCGGCUUUCAGGUCGCUUCAAUAUAUGGCACGAGAAAUUUUAUAUUAAUUCAAUUUCCACAAAGAGGAAGGACAGUAAGUGAUGGGUCUUCAUUCAGGUUAGCUUUAUAAUUAUAAGCAACUACAAAGAAAAAACAGAUCUGGCAGUAAUUAGGUAACGACUUUCUCCUUUUCUCUAAGGUGUGCUGCAAAUCUAGACUGGCUUCUUCCUUUUCAUAAGGUUGGGGCUUAGGUCCGGCGGCGCUCAAAGCACUACAUAUAUAAAGCAGCCGGUUAGUUUUUCCCCCUAGAGUCCUAGCCCUUCCAGCAAUAUACUAAUAGCAGAGUAGUUUAUAGCACGCAUGGCGCAUGGAGUAGCAUGGAGUGCAUGGAGCGCAGAGCUUUAAGGGGCGCAAGAAGCUCCCCCCUUAGCUCCAUGCUACUCCAUGCGAUCCAUGCACUCCAUGCCGUGCGAGCUGUGAAACCUUAUAAGUUUCUCUGUAAUAGAAAGGGCGUCAUCGGUUUGAUAGAAGAAGAUGAAGAAGUGCUAGCACUAGAAGAACAAGCUGAAGCUUUGGCUUUUUAGUAAUAAAGAGCACUAGCUUCCACAAGCUUCGCCCGGCUUCAAGUUAGUUUAGCACUUUGCUGCGGCCUCCCACGGGCUGCAGCCGCUAGAGUAGAGACAGCCCGCGGGUGAGCUGUUGCACCCUACGAAUUGACUACGACAAGAGCCGAGUGCCGGCGGUGGCCGACUCAGAUGCGUCGGCUCAUGUGCAUGGCAUUGCGCUGCCUUCGGUUUUUUUAUGAGAUUGCCGAGGGGGUCGCGCAAAUUCAUAAGAAUUUGCAAAACCCCCACGGCAGUCCAACAAAAAAAACAGAAGAGAGCCACCAGACGCGCGCAAGUCUUUUCAAGAAUCCGCAAGCCCCAACGCACGCAAGCGCCUCGCGGUGGCGCCAGGCAAGAACGAGGGGCGAUCUCAACGGGCCAAACAAGACAAAGCAACGCGGGGCUGCGCUGCUUGGGUCUCUCUACGCGCUUACACCUGGCGGCGCCGGGGCUUCUUUGUUUCGUCAGAUGUCUCUCGUCAGAAACAGACGGGCGCACUUCGCGGGGGCGUGAGGCGUCGCGCUUCGGAAUGUGGCUGAUGCCUCUCGGCUGGCUGACGUCUUUCGCCAGGAUGGAGACUGAGGCACUCCAUCAGACUGAUGCCGUUCGUCAGACCAACGCCCUGCGCCAGGCUGGCGGCCUUCGCCGGGCAGGCCGGUGCCUUUCGGCAGACGUCUUGGGCCAGGCUGAGGCUUUUCGUCAGGGUCGGGCGACGUCUCUCGUCAGGCUGAAGUCUUUCGUCAAACUGAAGCGCUUCGCUUGGUCGACAUUCUUCGCCGGGCCAAGACUCCUCACGCCUUUGGGCAGGUUGAUGGCUCGCUUCAGCUUGACGCCGUUCGUCAGGUUGAUGCACUGACCAGCCAGGUGACGCCUCUCGCCAGACCGGCGCACUGCUUCGCCAGGGCCAGGCGUCUGCCUUACCUGCGUCGGAACAGGCUGGUCGGGGCUGUUCUUCGGGCUGCGGGCGUCUUUCCUUCGUGAGAUUGAUCUUGUUCUUUCGUCGGACUGACGUUUUUCGCCAGACUGACGGCGUUCGUUGGACUGGCGUCCUUUGUCAAAGGUCUUCGCUAUCGUCAAGGUCAGGUCUGGCGUCAGUUUUUCUGGCGGAGGUCGUUCGUCAGAUGUCUGCCGUCGCGGGUCUCUUGUCUUGUCGGAGGUCUUUGGUCCAGCGCUCUUUGGUCCACAGGUCGCCUGUGGUCCAACGGUCGCAUUUGGUCCAAACCCAAAGGUCGCGGCUGGUCCAAUGGUCGUUUUUGGUCGAAAGGUCCUCUGUGGUCUAGCGGUCGCCUUUGGUCCAGCGGUCGCCUUUGGUCUAAAGGUCGCCCGACUUCGGUCCAAAGGUCGUCUGACUUUGGUCCAAAGCAAGGUCGCCUUACUUUGGUCCAAGGGUCGCCUUACUUUGGUACAGAGGUCGCCUUACUUUGGUCCAGAGGUCGCCUGACUUUGGUCCAGCGGUCGCCUUACUUUGUUCUUACUUUGGUGCAGAGGUCGCCUGUGGUCCAAAGGUCGCCAUUCGAAAGGUCGCCUGUGGUCCAAAGGUCGUCUGUGGUCUUAAGGUCGUCGGUGGUCCAGCGGUCGCCUUUCUUUGGUCCAGAGGUCGCCUGUGGUCCUGCGGUCGUCUUUGGUCCAGCGGUCGCCCUUGGUCCAAAGAUCGUCUUUGGUCCCAAGAUCGUCUCUGGUCCAUGUGUCUCUUGUCCAAGGUCUUUGCGCUUUCGGUGGGAGGUCUUUCGGCGGCUGUUUCAUUCUCUUUGGAUGGACUUCUCUCUCCAGCUUGCGCCCCUACCCCCGUCGGGCAUUUUUCUGGAUUCUUUUCAUUCUGGUAGUUUGAGAGUGAGGGGAAAGGGCAGGAGGCUACGGGCAAUAGCCUAAUCGCCGGCGGGGUAGGCGGGGAGUUUUGUGGCGGUGAUUAAAUAUAGCUUAAUUAUAUAGAGGAAGAACAUAGAUGAAGAGCAUAGAUGAUAAAGAACAUAGAUGAUGAAGAACAUAGAUGAGCAUAGAUGAUGAAGAACAUAGACGAAGAAUAUAGAUGAAGAACAUAGAUGAACAUAGAUGAUGAAGAACAUAGAUGAUGAAGAACAUACACAUAGAUGAUGAAGAACAUAGACGAAGAACAUAGAUGAAGAAUAUAGAUUAAGAACAUCGAUCUUUUUCGUGUUAUGUUUAGUUUUUUACCUAUCAACUUAUAUAUAUUAUAAUAAUUUCCUUUCUUUGUUUCCCCAGCACCAGUUGCAUCCCUAUACUUCGCCCAUAAUUAACAUGAAUCGCCUUCGACGUUGAAUUAGUCACCUUUGAUCUACGAAUACAGAACUCAGUGUGAAAUUUCGCUUAUUACCUUCGUCGAGAACAAGCCCCAUGAAAAUGUAGAGAGCUCGGUCUACUCAUCUAAAAAUGAUAUUUCUUCAUUGGGACCAUUGAGCAGCCAGGACGAAACUUCACCACCUACAGUGGGGAUUAUGCUCCUUCAUUGGUCGGAGAAAAUAGUGCGAACGAUGUCUCGCCGAAAAGAAGGCGGCUGCGUGGAGUGUCAUUUCUACGAGACGCUGUCAGUGAGGACGCCACGACCUCUGUGGCCACAGUAUUAAGGGCAGGCUUAGUUGUUCCUGUUGCCGUUUGUUUUCACUCUUCUGCUAAGGGGAAAGACGACAACACGCGGGAAACAGAAACACCAAGGAGGCCCGACCUCUAACAGUGGAGAACCUUCGUCCGGAUGAAGAACGGCAUCGUCCUACGAAGCGCCUUCAUGGUGGAAGAAAGUCAGUCUUUUUAUGAUAUCACACCUACAUCUGACGGUCUUGAGGUGGCUCAUUCUGUUGAGGUGAGAUAAUUCUGUUGAGAACAACAUGACCCCAACGGAGGGAUGACUGAACACGAACAACUUCUGCUGCUAAUCAUGAUCGUGUGCUGACUGACAUGAUAGUGUGACUGACAGAAGUACUUCUAGAAUGUUACAACUAACAACUAUCUUCUACUGGAAGCGGAUCCAGAAGCAAGAAUGUCUAAGCAUUUUUGCCGGGCGAAGAGAGCGCGGUCAGCAUCGGAAGCGUCAGGAUGCUAAAGAUAGGAAUGUGAAGGCUCCUGAUUUAAAAUACCUGUAUCAUCACUGGAAAUUAUUGCUAGGUGAACGUGAACCUUGUUGCUCGUUUUCAUGCACUGUUGGUUCUCACGACUGCUUCGGUGAAUCUUUGUGCCAGAAUCCUGAUUAAAAUCCGUAAUAUCCGUUUACCUAGGUUUUUCCUGGGACUUGCUUGAAGAAGGGUUCCGCGUAGCACCUCAGGGGGAUCAGGAUCCCCUGCCUGAACAUAAUGCUUACACUGCGAGCUCCAUACUCAAGAAUGCAAAUACUGUACUAGGUCAGGAGGACUACGACCAUUCUAGAUAUUUGACUAUCAAUUUAGAACAUGCAGAUGAGAUACCAUAUGCAUAUAUUAGUAUGUAGGUCUUCAACGUGAAAGUAGACAAGCGCUAACGAUAGGACAUUUGUGGAGCUGGGCAGGAUGUCUUCAUCAGAGAUGAAAAAGCCAAAACGGGGCAAAAGCAAGAGGAAACGGGAGAGGCAGUUGGUGGAACAGAGGAAGCAGAAUAUACACAGCUUAGAUUAAGACUUCCCCGGAAAUCCAUCUACAGAAGCAUCUCGUAAGGGCGAAGCCAUCUUCUCGUAAAGGGGAAACGGGCCAAAAUAUGUAACUUAAAUAAAUGAUGGAUCAUUUCCGGAGCGUCUUCUAAUUAGAGACCGAAAAUGUUAUGACGACUACUAGCCGAUUGGGGUGGUCUCGAUUCACCUGGUUCCCUAUAUUUGUUAUAUCAAAGUAGUGAAGAGCUUUAAAUUUCGUUUUCUUUGCGCAGCCUGUGCUGUUGGCUAACAUGAUUUCGGAUUUCCACGAUAGAUACGUCUUCCUUCUCAUAUGCGCGUCAGUAUAAUCCAGUUACAUAUGGAUUAGAGCGAAGAGAAGGAGGACGAUCUGAAUUUGUUCUUGAUAAGUAGAUAAUUUGUUUAGCUGACAAGCAAGUAAUUUUCAGCAGAAGCAAGUACGACCUUUUGUCUAUUUAUUAAUAUACCUUUGCUUUCUGCUCCUAGGUGUUACUGAUAGCUUUUGGUCGGGUUUUCAUCGAGGAUAGAAAAGAAGAAAAACGCAAGAUCAUUAUGAUUAUCACCACAACUCUGAUGCGGCAUGACACUCUUCUAAACCGAAGCGGCUGCGCACAGAAAUAGCCCAAAUGAAGGAACUGGAGGAGUUGCGUCUCGAAGCGAACGCGAAGGAAAGGUUAAGACUACACGUGAUAAUCAUAAUUCACGUCGGUAGAGGCCCUGUAGUUAAAUGCUGUGGGUACCAGAAAAAUUGAACUAGAAUUAUAUUAUAUAGUUAGAAGAAGAUUUACUCGAUACGAAGAAGGACGACCACAACGUUUUCUCGUCAUUAUCUCUUUAGAGCACAUUAUAGUCAUAGCAAGAAGGAAUUUACUGCGUGGCCUCUUAGUUCGACACAAAUAGCUUGUGCUGGCGUCUUACCGGUUUUUCGUCCACUCUUUAAAUGUCUCAGGCGUGUAGACAGUAGGACACCCAAGAAAAAGGCGACUAUAGCAGGGGCACAGACAUGACACUUGAAGCGUUCUGUCUAACCUGAGAGGAGAUCGCGGAUAUCGAAAAACGCGAAAAAUUACAGGAAGAGGAGCAGGCGGGAGAUGCGUUAUGCUCUACUUAUUAAUUUGAUUGCUUUUGAUUUGGAUAUCGAUUGCUCCCCCUUAUCUGUCGAUCGUUCUCCCGUACCUGCUUAAAGAAAGAUGAAUCUAGUUCACCCGGGAAGAUGCUAGUAGAACUAUUUGGGGUAUUUUGAUUUUGAUGAGGAAGAUGAUCAUCGAGUUUUUGUUCCAUUUGAAUAAAGAUAGUUGAAUAAAUUUAUCUGAUCUUUAUCUAGUAGUACGCUUACCACGUCUCUAAAAUAGCUCAAUAGAUGGCAGAUCACACAGCAGGGACGGGAACACCAAGUGUCGGAGCUUAAAAAGGAGCUCAAUGAGCUCGAGGCUGCGACAUCCAAGGAUGACCGCAACAAGGAGUUCAACAUGGAGAUGGAGAAGUUAAGACUAUCCUUUUAUUCUUUUUUAAAAGUUUCGCUCUCGUUGUACUAGCGCUAGCCGUGCCAUUUGCUUGCAGAGAUAGAGAGGAGGUGUGAGCUCAGUAAGACCUGCAACGCAAUGACGACGCUCUCGACAUUGCCUGCCUCGUGUAUCUUCUCAGGGAUGGCGCAUUCACUAUGGCUGUAAAUUUUCGCUUGGUUCUUUGUAAAACAUGCUAGCCCCCUGGUGUGGUUCCCCAGGGGAAGGAUACGAUGGGAACCAGAGGCACUUGCUAGACAAAACACACACACGGACAUGCUUGAACAGGCGCCACAAUAAACUGGGAAAAAGCUUGAGAAGUGUCAGCCUUGGCGGGGCGACAUUGGGCGCGUUGCCGCGGGGCGGCGAGCCUUAUGAGUGCGCGCCGCUUGCCUCCGGGGGAUAUUUGGUUUUGGACGUACGGCAGGGGUGGAAGCGCCUGCGGGCCCCUCUUCAAGCGGAAGGCGCAAGCAGGCACAUGCUACGCCUUGGGAAUUUGUUCGCUGGGGUCUGAGGCAUUCAGCGGCCAGGGCCACGUCGGUCUGCGGGGGUUCAGAGGUGUAGGGCGUUGCCCGUGGGGCGUGGCGCUGCAAGCAGGCGACGCGACUGCACGCAAGCUGGCGGCGCGACUGCAUGAGGCCGCCGCCUCGCACUAUCGGGCAGCGCGGGCCAAGGGCUUGGGUGAGAGGAGAGCGCGGCGCCAAAGCGGACGCCUGAAGUUAAGCCUAAGCACUCACGGCCUAACUGCGCGGGCCCAGGGCUGGGGGGAGAGGAGGCCGGGGCUUCAAAGUAUUGGGACGCUUUAGACUUCAAAGCUCACGCUUUGACUUUCUUUCAGAGUUCGCGCCUUGUAAACUUUCAAAGUUCGCGGCUUAGCUUUCAGAAUUUAUCUCCUAACCUUCAAAGCCCACGCCUUAUCUUCCAAAACUGAUUCAUGCCUUAACUUUCGAAGUUCAGUCAUUCUUUGACUUUCAAAAUUCAUGGCUUGGCUCAAACUUUCAAAGUGCACUCCUUAGCCCUCGCAAUUCAUGGCUCGACUUUCAAAGUUCACGCCUUAACUUGCAAAGUUCACGCUUUAACUUUCAGCAUUCGCGUCGUUUUAACUUUCAAAGUUCGCGCCUUAACUUUCAGAAUUCACGCCCUAACUUUCAGCCUUCACCCAUGUCUGAACUUUCAAAGUUUAUGCCCUAACUUUCAAAAUUGACGCACGCCCUAGCUUUCAGGAGUCACGCCUUAACUCUCAAAAUUCACACCCUAACUUUGGAAAUUCAGUCACGCCUUAGCCAACUUAUCCAUCGCAAAGUUCACGAGUAUAGCGAGAUGUAUGCUGCGCGGUUUUGCGGUGUUGUCUCUGCGUGCCUUGGUCUUCAAGAUUCAAGACCAUGCCGCAAAAUCAAACCUCAAGAAAACCAAAACGCAAAACCCAAAAUCAAAACUCAAAAGCAGAACUCAAAACCAAGACCCAAAACCGAAACUCAAAACUUACUCGAAAUAACGAAAUAAAAGUCCCGGUCCUAAAUAAGCCGAGCGCGCAAGCUUUUUAUGCGGGAUUUGCUUUUCUCAUGGCUCCUGAAGCUACGCCCUCGCCAAUCAGGGGGCACCCGGGCGAGCCUGCCGCGCAUCUUUUCCGACCGCUUUGCAACGAAAAUAGCCUACAAGGCUGCCCGGCUGUUCGGGGGUGGGCUCCCGCCGUCGGGUUUGUUCGCGUGUUCGUUUCUCGCCGGUGCAGGCUGUUGGCCAGGAUGCCUGCAGCUUGUGCACAGGCACGCGAGUGGUGGCACAAUGCCGCAGACCGGUCCCCGCUCUCAGGGGCUUAUCCUUAUUGGCAGGCCUGUUUUUCUGGGCAUCUGCAAACAUGCGGCGCCGAGUCCCUCGGGGGAGGUUGUGCUUGCGCCGCCUUCCGUGUUCAUCUUCCUUGCCGGGGGGUAGCUUUCUCAGCCACGCGCGUGCCAGUAUUGGCGGGCGUCUUUUCCUCGCCGAAUGAAAGCGCUGGGAUGGGGUUGGCAGCUUCUACUUCUAGCUGGCUCCUGCGCUCUGUUGUUGUUUCGCCUUUCUCCUUAUCUUUGCCCCAGGCUUUCGGGGGUGGGAGGGUGGGGGAUCCCCUUGCUUACACGCGCCACCCGCUGCAACUGCAUAAGCCACCGGCCAAGUAAGGCGCUGGCUUGUGGUGUUAUCUACCUCUAGGGGACUGGCCUCGGGGGUUUGUCUUUGUGGCUGCUUGACGUUUCGAGGGAGUGUCGCCCAAUCCACUGCUACGGCCCGCCCACGAUGUGCACUGCCUUUGCUUGUCUUCGUGGUCCGCUUCCUUGGGGGUUUUCUCCGAUGAUGAAGGGGAGCGGCCCAUCCACCGCUCGCAGAUACCCGCGGCGCGGUGGCUCUCUUCUUUGUUGUUUCUUUGUGUUUGCUUUUGCUGGUCAGCUCUGCUCCUAGGCUGGCUGUGAGUGUGGUCUCCCUGAGUCAUGGGAGCAUGGGCGGCCACGCGCUUCACCUUGGUCACGUGUUGUGUUUAUUGUCUUCAGGCUCGGGGGAGCAGCGCGGCUUCGCCUUCGUGUGUGUCGUCGGGGGACAGGGUGCUUCGCUUAGUGCCUGGGCGUGUUUCGAUCGUUUGUCUCCUUCGCGCAUUGCUUCGGGGGGCUGCCAGCGUGGUGCUGCUUGGUCUUCUUUUAUCUUCGUUCUUGGUGGUGGCGUGGGCGAGGUGGGUCGUUGUGCCAGUGCCAGCGCUUCGCCCUUAUUGGUACCAAGGGAGCUGCCAGCUUGUUGGGCUGUGGCCUGGUGUGCUGCGUGUGUGCUCUUUUGAGAGGCUGACGCUCGGGCAGGGUGGCUUGUGUAUAAUUGUUUGGCUUUGGGCGGAUGUUUUUGCGGCGUGCCAACAGCUUGGGGCAGCUGUUUUUCGGGGGUUGGGGGGUGGUUUUUCGGCUUGGGGUGUUGUUCGGCGGGUGGUAAGCCACGUUACUGCUAAAGUUAGCUGGGCUGGCUUGGCUGUUGUCGCAGUCCCAUCGCCUGAGCAUCAGGGGAGAUGGAUGCCCCGCGGGGUGUCUGCUUCGGGGACUUUCCCCGGGGGGUGUAGGGGGUGUCGCUUAUAGAAGUGCCCGGAGGCAUGUCUGGUGGGCUUUUUCGGGGGCGUGUGGGUUACGCUGCAGGGGCGCAGGACCAUCUAGUUGGUGCUCGCCGCGCCUUGUGAUGGUUCUCUUUUCCAAGGGUUGCGGCUGUUCGUUCUUGGGGAUUUCAGAAGCCGGGUCGGGCCCGUCUGGCUUAAUCCCGUUGGACGCGCGUCCAACGGGAUUAAGAACGGCCGUUUCUUAAUCCCGCGCACUUUUUAAGGGCAGGAUUAUGAUCUGGCGUUUCUUAAUCCUGUUGGACGCGCGUCCAACGGGAUUAAGCCGGACGGGCCCGACCCGGCUUUUGAAAUCCCGAACAGAGGGCGCCCUCGCACGUCUGGGGCCUUCGCAGGUUGUGGGGGUAUUCGGUCUACUCUGUGCGUUUCUGCGGGGGUUUUCGUUUUUCCAAGUGUGGUCAAUUAUCGAGGCCGGGGGGGCAUUGCUCAUCUUGUUCUUCUGCAUUGCCUCGCCCGCGCCCUGGUCGUCGUUCGUGGCUUGUGCCUUGUCAGAGGUGGGGGAGAUAAGUGGAGAAGCAAGCGGGGGCGGCCGCUUGGCGUCGCCAGUGAAGGGUGUCGUGUGCGUAUACUAGCAGGAAGGGUGGUGGGUGGCAUUCGCUUGCUUUGGUUUGUCUUGCUCUUGGUGUGGUCAGUCGUGUGUCGUAAGCGUGCUCGCUGGGGUCUUAGGGUUUGUCGCAGGCGUUCGUUUGGUAGACUUUUUCUUUGGAUCGCAUGGCAAACCGCCCAGGGAUUGUCUGUCUGUGGUUGGUUGUUGGUGACCAGAAGCCGAUCAGGUGCCCCCACGCGAAGGCUGGCCAAGCCAGGUGGGCUAACUGGGAAGCGGGGCCUCUUCGUGGAAACAAAUGCAAAGCCUCAAACGCCGGGCAAAGGCGUGCCCAACCACCACGCAUGACGCCACUCGGCGGCGCUUGUUCUUGGAUGGGGUGGCGACUCGCGUGGGCGUGGUUCUUUCUUCAGGGCUGUCGUGGAUCUCUUAGAUGUGAACGAAGACAGCUGCCGUUGUUUCUUUGUGUGUAUGUCUUACUUUGCUUGUUGGUUGCCUGCGGUCUCGCGCCUGGGCGUGUAUCUGGCUGCCGCCUGCCAUUUCUUUUGGAUGGAUGCUCUGCUCGUGUGUCUUUGUGGUUGUGUGUGAGUGCUGUCUGUGUCCACGGGCGGCCGCAGCGUGGUGCGUAUGCUCGGUGCCCCGUUUGUGAUGGGCGUGCCAGCCCAAGUGACAGAUCGAGGGAGGCACACGCCGGACUGCAGUGUCUGUCUCGCAAUAUGGGCCUGCUGGUGCAGGCUCGGGCCCGUUGCGUAGGCGUCAGCCGGUGCCCGUGGGCAAAGAGCUCCGGGCCACCGGCACGGCGCCGUGGCCAGGUACGUGAACUGAAGCGAGGGGGGCGGCGUCGUCUCUUACAAGGCUCAAAACAGGCGUCCGGCGUUGGCUUAUGACUGCGCGCGCGACUGCGACGCGUGUUUGGGUUUCAGAUUGUUAGCUGGUCGCCUGGGCUGCGUGGUGUCUUAUUCAUUGUGUUCCCCAAGCCCUCACCCUCCGCCCCUCGCCUCGUGUGCUGCGGUGUUUCUUUGUUUUGGCUUGGCGCUCCGGUUCUUUUCUGGCGGGCUGCCUCUCGGUGCGCUUUUGAGGGGGGUGGGAAGUGGUGCGCCUGACUCAGGCAGUGGCUGGCUUGGGUGAGAGGGUCUUCUUGGUGCUGCGGGGUUGGCAGGGAGGGCGCCGGGGUCUCUGGCUGGUGUCUGUCAUGUUAUGUGUCUUCAGCGGCUGUGGCAGGUCGUGCUGGGCUCGUCAGUCGGGCUCUGGGUGUCCUCGUUUCGCUGUCUUGGCGGCUUGAGUAUGGCUAUUUCAGUCCGCGGGGAAAAUGCUCUGCAUCCAUCGCGCAUAUGUGUUUCUCUUUUUGCCCUCUGUUCUGCGUGCUGGGCGGGCAGGCCUCCCCCGCUGCUUGUGUCUCUUAUGUGUCUGCAUUAUAGAGGGAUGGCCCCACUGCCACUGCGACCAUGCGCGUGCGCUUGGCUUAUUUGCUUAUUUCGGACUGGGAUGAUUAUUCCGUUAUUACGAGUAGGCGCUAAGCCAAGAGCCCAAGUUAAUAGAUCAAAACCAAGGCAAAACUUGACAAGUAAAGAGAUUAGCACUCAUAGGGCAGACGACUUUCUUCAAAUCCUUAAGAGUCUGCCUUAAGUGCUUUCCCUCAGGAGAUUGAUUACCUUAAACAAAGAUUCUCUAUUACCAAAGAAAAGCUAGCACAACUUACUUCCCCUAAGGCGAAAAAAUCUUCUUCAGGGGGCUCCUUAAGGAGAAGCUGCGACGAGCAUAAGCUUAGGCUAAUAAUAGACCCUCCCUUAGUUUUUAAGGGCCGCCGCCACCUCGCAAGGGCUUUAGCUUGCUAGCACUAGCUUAAUAGCCAUGGCCAGCUUGCUAGCUGCUUAGCCUUGCCUAGCUAGCUGGCUUACCCAUUACCCGUAGCUGCCUGUCUAGGUUAGCCGUCGCUAGCUCGCUAGUUGCUAAGCUAUAGUUAGCCCGCUAGCUGCCUAGCCAUAGCUAGCUAGCUAGCAAGGUAGCAGCUUGGCCAUAGCUAUCUAGCUAGCUGCUUAGCCAUAGCUAGCUUGCUGGUUGCUUAGGCUUAGCUAGCUUGUUAGCCUUAGCUGCUGCGCCAUAGCUAGCGAGCUUACUAGGUAGCUGCUCGGCUUCAUUUAGCUAGCAAGCUAGCUACUUCGUCACGAUUGGGAGCUAGGUUCCUAGCUGCUUGGCCAUCGCUAGCCUGCUCCUAGCUGCUUAGCCAUGGCUAGCUUGGUAGCUGCUACUUCCUUUGUGUGACCUAGCUCAGCAGCCACUUCCUCAGCCAUAUCCAGGCCAGCUUGGUGGCGAGCUCGGCCAUGGCCACCUUGCUAGCUUAGCUUGGCAGUAGCAGCCAGAGGCAGCCUCUUAAGCUAGCCGAAUCUUGGCCAGCUUGCUAGCCCCGCCAUAUCUAGCUUGCUAGCUUUGCUUUUGCGUUUGCCGUGGCCUCGCCAGCUCGCUAGCAGCUUAGCCACAGCUUGGUGCGUAGCUUGUUUCUGUAGCCACAAGACAGCGGCAGCCAGCCCGCCAUGAGAUGAGGGGCGUCCACGAUAGUCCACCCUGAAGCUGAACCAGCCGCGCGUCGCUAGUUUGGUUCUCGGGGCAUGCGUCGUAGUCUUAUAGAAUAUAUUUGCGGCCCACGUGCCCCCGGCGUGUACACACGCCGGGGCUGGGAGCUUGCAUGUGUUACAUAAACAAAAACACUGGCAGCACCUCGAGGCGGAUGAAAUGGCUCAAGUGACUGAAAUGCAGCAAAUGGCCAAAAAAGGAGACUCUUUGUCAGACAGAGGGCUGAGCCUAACCUAUGCGGGUAAAGCGUCGCGACCGAGGCAGUCAGAUCUUUUACCAAGAACCAAACUGCUGCCCGCUUUAUAAGGUUGCUAUUAGCUUUCUUACUUACUUUCGAUCUGCUUGCGGCGUCUUGGUUGUCUGUGAGCUGGCUCAGGUCUGCGCACUUUUGACCUGCUUGGAGGGUUUUCCGCUUAUUUGCGGCGGCUUUUUUUAGGUUUCUUGUUCCUCUCCACGACAUCGUGCAGCAUUUUGGUGCUCUUGCUUACUUUUCAGCUGGUGCUUCGCAGGUGCUUUGCUAUCUGUGAGCUGAGUCUGGUCUCUUAAUAUCCAAAAAGCGCAACGGCAUCAGACUGCUGCUGACUUUGACUGGCUUGAGAAAACCCAUCCGCGAGCAGCCUCAGGCUCGCAACUUCUAGCCAAACAGGGCAGCCGCAUGAGGUUGCUGCCCCCUCAUUUUUGAGCAGCUUGGAACGCCGUACACUUUGGCCCAGCUCCCGCAGGUCUCCGGUCCAAAUCGUUCAGCUUUAUCGGGUUCUUGUCUACUUCUGGCUCUGUGUCUGACUUGCUUGGAAGGUCUCACCUCUUGACCCAGCUCAGGCCCCCGGCUUAAACUGACGGCACCGCCUUACUGGGUUGCAGUUUGCUUCUGACUUCCUUGGAAGGCUUUGCUUUUCCUUUUGAGCUGUCUCUGGUCUUCCUUGCUUCUAGCUCUAUCCAACUGGCGCAGCUUAACUUUCAGAGAAUGUGGCGCACAUUUCACCUACUUGAGAGGUGCCGUCCGUGAGCUGAUUCAGGUCCCCCAUCCAAAAGGCGCACUUCAUCUCAUGACGCUGCUGCUUCCUUUUGAGUUUGAAUUGCUUGGAAGGUCCCACUUUUUGGCCCAACUCUCUCAGAUCUUCCAGCCAAGUCGCGGAGCUUUUUGGUUUUGGGCUUGCUGCUUUCUUUUGACUUGCUUGGAGCUGGGCGGCCUUACCUUCUGAGCUGUCUCAGGUCUUCUGCCAAAAUUCAUGGCGUAACUGUGUGAGAAUGCUGCAGGCUUUUCACCUGCUUGGGUGGUCUUAUCUGUGAACUGACUCAGGCGGCUUAGCUUAUCCAAAGCGCGCAUCUUUAUGAGGUUCGUUGCAGUCUGCGGCGGAUUUGCUUGGAAAGCCUUGCCUUUGACUCAGCUCAGGCACCCGAUCCAAAGCGCGCAGCUUUAUCCUGUGCGACUGCUGUCAUCUACUUUGUUUUGGCCUCCUUGGAAGGUCUUACCCUUUGAGCUGUCUCGGGUCUUCUAUCUAAAUGGCGCGGCUUUAUCCGUAGGCGAAUGCUGUGCACUUUUCAGCUGCUUGAGAGAUCCCAUCCGGGAGCUGGCUCGGAUCGUUAUCCAAAGGGCGCAGCUUUAUGAAGCUGCUGCUUACUCUUGGCUUGCUUGGAAGGUCUUCGCCCUUUCUUUGGCCCAGCUCUCUCAGACCUUCCACCUCCCCAAGCCGCGGAGCUUACUUUCUGAGAUUGCUGGCCACUUUUGGUUUUGACCUGCUUGGAGGGCUUUGCCUUUUGAGCUGUCUCCGACAGGUCUUUGUCGAAAUUCAUGGCGCACCUUCAUGCGAAGGCUGUCGGCUUUUCACGAGCUUGGGCGGCCCCAUCUGUGACCUGACUCAAGUCGCAUAUCCAAAGUGCGCAGCUUCAUGCGGUUGCUGCUUACGUAUGUUUGGCUUGCUUGGAAGGUCUUGCCUUUUGGCCUUACAACUCUCGCAGGCCUCCCACCCAGAUCGCGGAACUUCAUGGGGCUCGUUGCUGCCUAUUUUUGGCCUGACUGAGAAGCUCUGCGCUCUGCGGGAGCUGUCUCAGAUCAAGAAAGCUGCGCAACCACGAAGAAACCCACCACCGCCGGCUUCUCUUGAGCAAAAGAACUUGCUUCAAAUGACCAAAAAAAGUCGCCAGCUUUGGAGAUGCAUCAGGUCGCAACUUAUGCGGUAUCGGUAUAAGAGUAGCACGACGUGAGUAGUCAGGCCUUUCCCAUUCAUUCGCGCACAGCGUAGCCCACAACCUUGGCAAGAAUUUGCGACAAAAAACGCAGGGGAUUGACUGCAGUGCAAGAACGCGACGCGCCUGGCUUCUCGUCUUUUGUGCGUGCGGCGUAGUUUGUCAUAUGUUCAGAGUUUCGGGCCUUGCUGAUAUACUUAGCAGGAGCAGAAUCAGGGAAAAGAUGCACGCAAAACCGCGGCACUUUUACGGCGCGAGAUGUCUACAUCGAGCCCGUCGCGCGUCUUUCUUAUAAUUUUUGCACAUCUCAAUCUCAAAAGAGUAGACUUUUGGAAACCCAUCAGGAAUCGCCCCGGUGUGAGUACAUCUCGAGAGUGCGUCUUUCUUGUGAUUUACGUGGAGGGUAUACCUAUACGUCUCGAGAUAUAUACCGCAGGCGUAGAGUAUACAUAUAGCCCGCACAUCUUUCCCAUGAUUUACGUACAUCCAAAGCCGUAGGCGCGCCCUCCUGUUUAGCUCUUAGCAUAGUCUUGACCUAUCACAUACUACAUUGCUAUAGUAUAGUAUCUGUCUAGUUGCUAAUGUUAACCUAUGCCCAGUGCAGCGGGCCCUUGAUGGGCCCGCUUUCUGGGCAUGCGUGACCCAUAUUAGAAUCUAGCUCAUCUAAACUCUUUCAUUUUAAAUCCAUAAUAGCAAAAAUAUUGGAAUCGGGCGAAGAAGUAUAUAGUAGUCUUUCUAUCGAAAUAAAGAUGAAAAUAAAGAGCUGCGGUGCCUUUUUGUGCAAGCAGUGACUGUCUUGCUCUUGCUGAGCGCCUGACUGACCAUGACCAAGUAUGAUCUUGGAGCUGUUGGUCAAUAUGUUGUAACGGAGAAGUAGUAGGGACCUUUACCACCAGGAUCCUCGUCCGAUCAACAGAGAAGUAGAUGGAUGCAUUUUCCGAGCUCCAAUGAUUAUGCAGGCCGAAGUUGCAAAAGAAGAGCGCCUGAAGCAAAGCCUGGAAAAGACUCUCGCAGAGGAAGGGGAAAAUUACGGGCUGUGUCAUUCACUAGAGGGCGGCUUUUAACUCCUCUACUACAUAAUAGAGACAACUAAUACCUGUAGUUGUUAAUGCCCUUAGAUAGGUUAGUCCCUUCUAGGCAUGAGAAUCUGCAUCGUCGUAACACAUGCUACAUUAUUCAUAGAUAGUGCGUAGUUGUAGUAUGGUAUGAAGUAAAUGCAACAAAUCCAAGUCGUAAUCGAUUACUACAAGUACAUUAGUAAUGAGGCUGCGGAGCCUCGGACUUCCUUUGGUGAGGAGCAUCCAAGUGGAAUACUAGAAUACAGUAGAGGCUCUUGUUUCUUGAUGUUAAUGUAGAUCACCACCUGCCGCCGAUUCGCGAGCGCGCGGAUAUUAAAACUGGGCUCACUCUUAUUUCGGGCCUGUUGGCAUACAUAUUUAUCUUAUUUAGGGUACCCUACUACUACUUACCCCCAGAUUGGGCACACUACUACUCCUACUACUACCAGGGUUUUUUUAGGGUUCUACAUGAAUUCCAGGUUCAGAGACUUUACAGCUGGAAGAAGUUGCGACAAUCUUCUUGAGUCGUCUACGAAGCCCUUCUUCUGCGUUGCCUGGUCCUGUGUCGUGAUCCGUGAGAAAUAAAAACGGACCCGAGGGGAGGGCACUAACGACUGAAGACUUUAUCAUAGCAAGUCAUGCGUAUGCAUUUACAACAUUUCAGCCUUCACCUUCUACACUCUCUCUUUAGAAAGAGUUAUUAUGUAUGAUUUUACUACUUUGCGAUUACGGCUGAACUAGCCUGGCCUAGGUGGAGGUGUCAUACUCAUAUCGAAAUCUUUUACGUAGUCCCCCAGUAUUGAUGUCUACUGAGAUCGUGACUAGUUCUCUUCGGAGUAAUCCUAUUCUGACAGCAGUAAAAAGAAUACAUUGUGGCGAGGAAACAGAUGGGACAAGAAAAUAUAUAAUUUGUGCGAGGACCACACCGCUUGUGCGGAACAAUGUUGACCAGCAAGGUCAUGAAUAGAAGUGAGGGAGAUAACGGUAUCAAUUGCUUGAAGAACAGAGAUUCUCAGAAGAUGAGGAAAACUGAAGAAAUAAAGUUAACACAAGUCUCGAUUAGAUUCCAUCUAAAAAUAGGAGGCGCAGUUAAUGAAGGACAUUGCAACUCUCGAACGUCGUAGUUCCCCGAAAAAGCGACUGCAACACUCUGCACCUGCUAAGAAGAUACGAUAUUCGGGGCAGGUUUUGGGCGAUGAAGAGAAAGACGUCGAUGCAAUCGUGCGUGGAUGGAUACACGACUCCAAAGACACGAAUCCAGAGAACCCAAGACCUUACAUCGAUUUUGACCCGUGGCGGUUGAAUGCCGACCAACUCGGCUUAAGGCCAUCUAUUUCUUGUAUUGUUGUAACGACUGCAGGUCCUAUAGUUGGUCCUCGAGUCGUCCAUACAAUCGAUUAUACGACUGACAUAUAGAUAGUAAUAGAAAGAGCAUCAUCAUCAUCAUCAUCAUCAUCCUCGUCGUCGUUUUUGUUUGUUUGUAUAGAUGCGCUCCGGGCAACGCGUACGAUUUCGCCAGGUGAUGCUUUCUGGUUCAGAUAUAAUAUAAUUACUGAGGUGCUGCAGUUAGCAGACCGGAAAAGUAUCCAGGUGUAAAAUAUCAACAAAAUAAGAACAGUCAUACAGCCACCCAAUCCGCAAGUCAACCAAGCAAUCACGAACCAAUUGAGAGUCAAGCAACUACGGUGGUCGACGAUUACCACCUCAGCAUCGUCGUUGAGAAUGACAAUGAUGCUUGUGACAGAGACUGAUGAUAGCCUACGCCUGGGCGCACUAUGUUCCUCUCUGUCUUGGUCCGUGCUGCUCCUGUGGUCAACUGAAGUUGUCCACUCUUUUUGCUCUAAUGGAGACCGUCCUGGCAUGGAACCGACGCGUGUUCCCAUUUAUUUGAGGCUGACAAGCAAAAGAUGAACCUCCUGCCACCACGCGCAUCCCGUUGAAAUACUGUGCUGGUGGUGACUGGCAGAGUCUCGCGCUGUGCAGCUUCAUCGGAGUCCCAUACUGGAUCCAGUAUUUUAACGGGGUUGCUCGCUCUUUGCUGGUCAGGUUGCGGAAAGCUCUAAUCUAUUAGUCGGCUCGUUGCACCACUCCCCGUCCAGGAAAAGGAGAGAAAGGUUACGAACUGGGUUUCGCCUGCCACUGUUUGUCAAUGUCCUUUGCAUGGUGCCUAGUUGAUGUUGAUUACCUGCACUGGGAAUUUGUAGCUAGUUGUAGAAACUCUAGCUCCACUAGCUUUCCUCGAUGGAGAUGUAAAGCUUUGAUUUUCUUAGUUGGGCUCACUCUACUACCCUGGUGCUGGUGCAUAAUUGUAGAAACAAAAUCGUUAUGCUGGAUGGGUUCAGGUAUAAAAGUGCUGUACUGGCCUUUAAUAAGUAGCGUAUGGCAGAGAAUCGGUCUGAAGAAGAUAACCGAUCCGAAAAGGAUUGGGCGCUGCUAACGGCGAUCCUUCGCAAGAAUCCUGCUGAUGAAAAUUAUGGGUCCAUCUAAAAUCAAUGAUUAGUCUCCUCUUGCUCUUAGUGCAGCUGUAAGUUAUAUGUAUUGUAAGUGGUUGCCUCAGUCAGACUCACAUACUUUUUAUAUGUGAUAGGUUUUCAUAUACUAGCCUCCACAAGGAAUUCGUGGCUUUUCCCCUUAGCAUAGUAUGAGUCUGUGCUGCAGAUCUUGACUGGCUUUUGCCCGUAAAACGGCGAAGGUUUAGGUCCAGCGACGCUCAAAGCACUUAUGUAGGCGCUCCUCUUUAACUUUCUAUGUAAUUUUAGGCUGUCACUUCUUGGAAUAUAUACUAGCCUCCACAAGCUUCGCCCGGCUUCAAGUUUAGCACUUUUCUGCCUCCCACGGGCUACAGCCGCCAGAGUAGAGACAGCCCGCGGGUGGGCUGUUGCUCUCUGCGAAUUGACUACGACACGAGCCGGGUGCCGCUGCCUGCGCUGAUCGACUCAGAUGCGUCGACUCAUGAGCAGAGUUCUGCGCUGCCUUCCGUUUUUAUUUUUUGGGAUUGCCGGGGGGGUCAUGCAAAUUCCUAAGAAUUUGCAAGGCCCCCACGGCAGUCCAACAAAAAAACCAGAAAAGAGCCACCAGACACGCACAAGGGUCCGCAGGCUGCAACGCGCGCAAGCGCCUCGCGGUGGCACCAGGCAAGAACGCGGGGCGACCUUGACGGGCCAAAGAAGAAAAAGCAGCGCGUCCGCAUGGCCGCGCUGCUUGGGUCUGUCUGUCUGCGCGCCAACUACAGCUGGCGGGGCUCCUCUUUUGCUUCGUCGGGCGUCUUUCGUCAGAAGCAGAAGGCUGCACUUCGCGGGAGCAUGGGGCGCCGCUCUUCGGGGUGAGGGCGACGCCUCUCGUCUGGCUGACGUCUUUCGUGGGGCCUACGUCUUUCGCCAGGAUGGAGGCUGACGCCUUUCGCAAGACUGACGCCUUCCGCCAGGCCAGCGCCUUGCGUCGGGCUGAAGACGUGACGGCUUUCGUCGGGCACGCUGGUGCUCUUCCGCAGACGUCUUGGGCCCGUCAGACUGAGGGUGAGGCUUUACUCUCGUAGGGGCGACGUCUCUCGACGUCAGGCUGACGCCUUUCAUUCGUCAGACUGCAGCGCCUCGCUUGGCUGACAUCCUUCGCCGGACCAAGGCCGACGCCGUUGGUCAGGUUGAUGGCUUUCUUCAGCUUGGCGCUUUUCGUCUGACUGAUGCACUGACCAGGCGACGCCCCUCGCCAGGCCGGCGCACUACUUCGCCAGGCGUCUGUCUUGUGUCGGAGCAGGUUGCGCGGGGCCUUUCUUCGGGCUGCGGAUGUCUUUCGUCAGGCUGAAGCUUUUCACUCGUCGGGCUGACGUCUUUCGCCGGACUGACCUCUUUCGUCGGACUGACGUCCUUCGUCGAAGGUCUUCGCUAUCGUCAAGGACUAUGGGCCAAAGGAGCGCUCUUUCUUAUGAAUAUGAAGAAGGCACGCUCGUCAGAUGUCUACUGCCAUGGGCUUUAUCUUUUGCCGUGAUAGGUCUUCUCUUUCGUCAAAAGUCUCACCUUGCUCUCGUCGAAGGUUUUUCGUCAAAGGGCUUUGGAGUUUUGCCCAAGGUCACUGGUCUGAGGUCUUUUGUCCAGGGUCUUACUUUUGCCGAAGGUCUUUCGCCGCUGGUCUUUUGUCUGAGGUCUUCUCUCCAAGGUCUUUUGCCCAGGGCCUUUUGCCUGAGGUCUUUUGCCCCAGGUCGCCGCCUGUCAAAGGUUCUUCGCCAAAGGUCUUGCGUCCGUCAGAGGGGGAGGUCUUCGUCAAAUGUCUUCUGUCAAAUGUCUUCUGUCAAAUGUCAUCUGUCAAAUGUCUUCUGUCAGAUGUCUUCUGUCAGAUGUCUUCUGUCAAAUGUCAUCUGUCAAAUGUCUUCUGUCAGAUGUCUCCUGUCAAAUGUCUUCUGUCAAAUGUCUUCUGUCAAAUGUCUUCUGUCAAAUGUCUUCUGUCAAAUGUCUUCUGUCAAAUGUCUUCUGUCAAAUGUCUUCUGUCAGAUGUCUUCUGGCAAAUGUCUUCUGUCAAAUGUCUUGCGCCAGAGGUCUUUCGUGAGAAGUCUUUCGCCAGGGGUCUUCUGUCACCAGCGGUCCUCUGUCGCAAGUCUUUCGUCAGCAGGUCUUUGGCUGGGCGAAGGUCUUUCGUCAGAGGUCUGCUCCUUCAAAAGUGCGAACUUCUUCAGUGCUGUAGUGUCGACAAACGGGCGGCUACUUUUGUCGCAGGUCUUUUGUCAGGGGUCUUUUCUCAAAGGGCUUGCGUCGGAGGUCUUUCGUCGACUAUUUCUCUUCGGACUUCUCACUCUCCUCAGCUUGCGCGCCUAUCCUUGUCGGGCAUUUUUCUGGCCUCUUUUCUGGUAGUCUGCCACGGGGCCGCGCAGUAAUCUACAACAUGAAAACGGUCGGCGACUCCGUCGCGGGGUUUGAGACUGAGGGGAAGGGGCUGGAGGUUACGGGCAAUAGUCUCGCGGGGGAAGCUGGCUAACCUCUAGCGGGGUGGGCGGUGAUCAGUUGGGCGAUUGCCAUAGAUUACUUAACAACGCAGACUAAUGGCCUACGUUAUCGAUUUACGUGAGUGACUAGACUCACUCCAAUGACUUACGUCAUUAGUGGCUUACUUACAUUAAUGGCCUCCAAUACAUCUACACCGGUAACGCACUUGAAUAGGGUAGGGGUUGACCGUGUAGACUCCUAGCGUGGGUCGAUAGCGUAGACCAUUAACGAGGCGACGCAACCAGCCGGCCGGCUUCUCUGGGGCUGAUGACCUCGGACGAAGUCAGGCAAAAACGUUGCUGGGAGAAUUAUGCGGGGAGGAAGCGCGGCGCGUCUUGUCAGAACUUGCAGGCGGACACACUGCCAGCGUGGGCUUCCUCCGUUCCCUCGACGUCUCUCGGGCGGGCCUUGGGCGUGCCUUGCGGUCACUACAGGGGGAAGGACGCACUGCGCAGCGGGUUGCGCUUGCGGCGUCUGUUUUAGGUGCCGCGAGGUUCCAGCGCGUUGCACAGGGUGGCUCGCACGCCCCCCAGCGUGUGCCCGCCUUAUUUGUGAGGAUGCAGCUGGCUCCGGGCUCCAGUCCACCUGCGCCAGUGCUUGGGAGCGGGAAGAUAUGGCCGCGCGCUCUUCACUCUCUCGGACUCCGACGGACUCACUUCCGCCUUGGUGCCUCUACUUCGCCGCCGUUAUCCUUGACUUGGUUGCCUUCGAGCAACGUGCCCUCUGUGAGGCUGCACGAGUAGCAGUAGCGCCGCAGCCUUAGGCCGGCCCUUUGAGUGAGGCGGAGGCGCCACCUUCUGCCUUGGCCCAGAUGCCGCGCCUUUCCUUGUGUUGCGGCUAGUCGUAUCAGUCUCGACCAUACUAACGCCAGCGGGCUAAAACUAAUUGGGCCCCGCAGAAGGCUCUCGGGCUGCAUGAUGUUGGAAAGCCGCCAGGCUUCUUAGGGUAAUUAACUAACCGUCUAGCUCUAGAGCCUAAGAGCCAGUCUAGAGAUUUACAAUCUAGAGACUUGCUGGAAGUAUGUGAAGGCCUGUAACCGCAGACCAGAACCAGAAGGCUGCCACACCGUGGCAAGGUCUGCAAGACCAGUAGAAGACUUUGCUCAAGGCGUAACGUACGGAAGUCAAACGUCUCGGCCACCGCCAAGGCCGGAGAAAGACAGGCAAGGACAAGCAAACCGUAACCACUGUGAAGAGGAAGAAGGCUGGAAGGUUUAACACCACAAGGAUCGAACUCAGUCGAGCACAGUCACGGCGGUGCCCUCUCACGCACUGCACUCACGUCACCACUCCCACCUAAAGGAUCCAGGGCCAUCAAGAUGCUGGACGGUAUUGGCUGGCGUUCGGGCUCUUUGUAUUGAAGCAGACGGGUUGGAGCGAGACACUGGACGGCUUGCCCUUGAUUUUCAAGGUCUCAAGUACUGGCCAAGGCAGGCAUAGGGUGAACCUGCCAGAUCGAGCCUACCGGUUGAUGCUGCUGCUGCUGUCCUCCCCUUGCCACAGGCCUAGCUAGUUUAAACUUAAAUAUCUAAGUUAACUAGCUAGAUUCCUCCUUAAGCGUAGCUAAAAUCUAUUUUCAGUUGAUUUGAGAACGAGAAAGGUUUUCACUUCAAUACUUUGGCUCGUUGUUCUAUUGGUCAAGUGCUUUGAUUGACUCACACCAAGCCGCCAACUCGGGAAGUGGAACACCUUCAAGCUCAAGACCUCGCAGGUUGGUCGCUUCGAGCUGUCUCUGGCAAGGUUUAGCCUAUAGAAUAAAGAUGAGACAGAUAAGUAGACUGAUAAGAAACUUUUUGCAAUGUCUGACUGAGCACUGUCAGCUUAUAAUAAAAAUUAGCUACAUCCACCACGUGGCCUAAGCGUAAGCAGUAUGCUCUGUCUUUGAUUUAGGCCUCCUCGUCUCUGCUACUCCUUUUUCGGCGGAUGGUCAUCUCAGUGCCUCAGUCAUUCUUUCUCGACUACUGGAUUGACGAGUCUCGAGAUAAAAUUAAAAAAUAAAGAGGACGAAAAUGCAAAGACAAAUCUCUAACGCAUCGCGCUGGCAAGCGAUGCGUUCGUUGGGGAAUCCCUAAAAAACGCUGCAAUACUCUUGGAGUCAAAGUUUUUGGAAAAGGAUAAAGUGUCGAUCUCCAAAUGCUUCGCUGUGAAAGCAAAAGAGUUUAUGGUGAAGUUUGCGGCAGUAUUUUUUCUACGUAUAUUGCGUUUCAUCAAGAAUCACUGCCCCUGCCGCUCGUACCCGUAAGUGUAAGAAGAUGAACAAGAACUAUGCACUUCUACAAGUAAGCGUGGAACAAGGACUGUCACAUCCUUUCCUGGUGCUCGUAGCAAGUUAAUCGAGAAUUCAAAAAUUAUCACGCCUACAUGUUGUUCCGAUAGCGCGCUCUUAAGUAAUUGCAGCCAUGACACUCGCCGCACCACCAGAGUGAUUUGUCGGUAAGUCGCAUCCUUGUUUUCUGUGCACGACAUCUGCUUUUCACUAUUAUGAUUUCAAGUAAGAUAAUUCGUUCUCCUACCAGAACCUUUUUUACUUAAUACUGCAGGUGCAGACAUUAAUUACCAUAAAAAUUGUAAUUGUUGUUCUGAUCGUCGAUCUACUUUGUAUUCGUUCAUAUUUCUGUUCAGGCUCUUACUUACGAGUGAGACUGACAGCAAGGCCACGCUGGCUCAGAUUGCGGGCGUAUUAAGGGCUGACUUUUGGUGUUUCUGUUGCCGUUUGUUAUGCCUUUCCUAAAGGGGAAAUAAGACAUAACGAGCGGGGAACGCAAACACCAAGGCCCUACCUCUAAGCGUAGAAUUGGCUGGAGCUAGCGAGUUCGUGAGCAAGGAGUUCAAGGUAUGACAGGGAAAGUAAGCUUAUACUCACACUCAAAAAUCUAGCUCUAAGUAAAAAGUAGAUUGUCACGAGGAAGCAAGUGCUCCCUUUCUUGAGUAUGAACAGAAGCACACUUCAUCUUCCUUUCAUGGAAGGACAGAGCCGACAAAACAGACCCUGAAGUACCCGAGCAAGCUAAAGCUCUCUUCGACUACUGGAAGGGAAAAGCGGUCCCCUUCAUAUUUUCGGCGCGGAAGUUUAAUAGCCGGGUGUUUGCCAAUGCCUUAUCCGCUAAGAAGCGUUUCAGCCCAAAUCUAACUAACCGUAGUAAAGUUAUGCUCAGCUUUUAUUUUUUGUAUCCAUCUGCCUCGGCAUGAUCUUGAUCGCCUUUUCCCUUGUAUUUCCAUGAAAUACAAGGGGAAAGGGGGCGAGAUGAGGGGACUGCGAUGCAUCGAAGCCGCGUCUAAUAGAGUUGCUGCGGACUUCUUUUUCCUUUAUGCGUCAACUCGUCUGGUAGAAGGCAUCGUGAUAGGCCACAAGAACGGGGAGAAGAUCGACUGCAAAGAAUAGACGCAUAAUACUAGUAUAUAUGGAAGAGGUGGAACAAGAUAGCACUCAGCGCGCGACUCUCUGCUCCUCCUACAACAUACGCAGAGCCACAGCUACUGGGAGGUGGAACAAGACGCACUACUACAGCUCCAGCACCAAUGUCUAGGAGUGCAUGGAGGUAGGGGUGGCCAAGAACUUAGCUUACAAAAAGAAAUAUAUACAUUUCACUUACACUUUUCUCUAGCCCUACAACGUAGUUCUAGUUCACCAAUCUAAAAAAGAUGAAAAUCAAAAUGAGUAUGUCUCGACGAUGAUGUACUUAGUUGUCUGCAAACCACAACAAAAUUAUACAGCUAGCUCGUACUUUCUUCUCCGCAUCCGAUGAGGUUUUCUUCGUAUCAUUUCGUGAUCCUUUGUUAUGCGCUGAUUUUUUCGUGGCAUCAAGCAUGUUCGACAGUAGUUCUGCGAAAAGAAGGACAAUUCAUCAUGUCUAUAUCAUGAUUGAAAAAUCAUGAAGACUUUCACAUGCGUCUUCUGCUCUUUCUCGAAAGAAAUUCACUCGAUAAUUCUUGCAUUGGAAAUCAUUACUAACGGGCACGAGAAAUGGUGCAAAUUAUGACCACUGAGACGAGUCAGUGUUGUAAUGCUACAAGACACUCACGAGGAGGAAAGCGCAGGCAGGAGUUAUUUUCCUGUGUACACAAUCAGGCACCUUUCGCAAGGAUGCGGUUAGAUAUCAAAGCUGCUUCUUGUGCGAUCUUGGUCGAUACAAGAGGGCCGUCUAUGAUGAUGGAUUUGGAAUGUUUUGAUUGUCAGUCGCUCGUAGUUCAUUCAUGACCCUGAUUCUGAACCGUUUUAUCUUUGCUUCCCUUUCCUGUAGGUACAAGAACUAAGAACUAUUCUUCAAG
Molecule: messenger RNA, 25462 nt
Organism: Amoebophrya sp. A25
Lineage: Eukaryota; Dinophyceae; Syndiniales; Amoebophryaceae
Source: the annotation of a GenBank genome assembly